AUGGAACGAUUCUGGGAAAUCGAGACGGUUGGCGGUGAUCCAGCAUUGUCAGCGGAAGAAGAUGCUUGCGAGAAGCAUUUCAUGGCCAAUACAACAAGAGAUACAUCGGGCAGGUAUGUUGUACGUUUACCGCAGGCUUCUAAUCCAAGUAUCGUUUCAGGAGCGUCCAAGGCGAUCGCGGAUCGUCGGCUCCUAGCAGUAGAUCGUCGAUUGAUGUGCAACCCUACAAUGAAGGAAGAUUACACCAAAUUCAUGAAGGAGUACGAACAGCUCGGCCACAUGAAACGUCUUACCGAUCCAGUCGAUGAUUCCGGCGAGCACUACUAUCUUCCUCAUCACGCGGUGGUAAAGGAAACGAGCACAACCACAAAGGUGCGAGUAGUAUUCGAUGCAUCAUGCAAAUCGGCUUCUGGAUACUCGUUGAACGACAAACUGUUGGUUGGGCCUGUGAUUCAGGACGAUCUCUUCACAAUAAUCGUUCGAUUUCGAUCACAUGCGAUAACACUAUCAGCAGAUGUCGAAAAAAUGUACCGCCAAAUUCGCCAUGAUGACGACGACCAAAGACACCUUCGUAUUCGGUACAGCUACAAUCCCACAGAGCCUAUUCAAACCUUCCAAUUACAAACGGCACCGCAAUCGCACCAUUUCUGGCAACCCGAACCUUAA
Messenger RNA from Anopheles maculipalpis, 666 nucleotides. RefSeq lists its product as uncharacterized. The transcript has a single exon. Bases 1 to 666 code for a protein of 221 amino acids. NCBI's taxonomy places the organism in Eukaryota, Metazoa, Arthropoda, Insecta, Diptera, Culicidae. The record is from RefSeq and is a predicted model, not a curated record.